GAGCUGCAGGUAUAAUAUAGAAGUCAAGUGCUUUUCUAGACUGGUGUUACUACAGUUGCUGGUAUGCCUGUACUGCGCACUCUGGUAGUGCCAGGACUGCCGCAUGCAGACAACAGGAAUGCAUUAGACUGGGGGUGGGAGGGACUGAUAGCGUACGGCUGUCAGAGUGUGGUUGUGGUCAUCGAUCCUAGCUCGGUACAGCCGCUCCAGACUCUGGCCCAUCACAAGAGCUCCGUCAUCCGGCUCCGAUGGUGUCACCAGAGACGUCACCACACCCUGGCCGCACCCUACUCCCUCCGCCUCGCCUCCGUCGAUGCCAGCUCCCUCUGUGUGAUCUGGGACGUCGGACAGGCAGCCGUAGUCGCAGAAUUCUCACUCGGAAACAAACCACUGGUGGACAUGCAGUGGCUAACAACAGACGACACAGGUCUGGAGUUGCUGGCAGUGAUGCUGAGUCCCAGCACCCUCACUCUGUGGAACUCUAGCAGUGGGAGCAAGAUCACUAGAGUCACCUUCUCAGAGACCAUAGAGGCCUUCACCUUCAGCCCCUUCCACUCCGAGAACCUUGUCUUACAAUCUCCAGAGUGCUUCAUAUUUGUGAGUGACUUCAACGCGAAUCGGACACCGACCACCGGGGGAGGCAAGAAGUUCUACAUGACAAAGAGCACCGGCUCCAACAACACUCUGCCCACCUCUCGCCACAAGUCGGCCGGACCCACCUGGAAACUUCUCUCCAGUGACAGUCUCAAAGGGGAGGAGAGUAUCACACAGGUAGACUGCCGUCAAAUAGUCUUCUCCACGGCCCACAAGCACCACCUCCUCAUCGUGUACCCUCGAGAGGUCGUCGUCAUGGAUAUGGAGAUCAGACAGGCCAUCGGCUCACUGACUCUCGAGAGAAACUCGUCUCCUCUCCUGCGCCUGUUGCCGUGCCGACAGCGCAACGUCCUCUUCUGUCUCCAUGAGAACGGGGGUGUCAGCAUGAGGUUCCACCAGACCACUCCCCCUCCCCUCCUCCCUCCCCACCCCUUCCCUUGAACCACACGUACAGGUGCCGAGUGUGUCGUACACUCUCUGCUGUUCCUCGGAGCCACUGAGGAUCAGCAAACUCUGCACCGUCUUCACCGGAGCUCUGUGUCUGUCGUCAGAGAAGAGAGUGGCCGUCAUGACCAGUGAGGGCCGCAUACUCAUCUGGGACGUCGAGUUUGAGCAGGUGGGGCUCUAUGGGCAAGAGUUCCCAGACGACGUGGCUCCACCCACUUUUCUCUCGGCAUGUCCGGUGGAGGCGGGGCUGGUCGACCUGCCGGGGGAGGGGGAGGGGCCAGCGGGGGAACCGACGGAGAGACUGACUCUGGCUGACACCAUUGCUCCACACUGGUUCUCCCCUCCUGAAGGUUGUCCAUCCAGCUAUGCCUACCUGUCGGCGAGAAUGGUCCUCAACGGUAUGUGGUGUGGCAUCAACGGUCGGACCACUGCGGUCCGAAUGUGUCCACCGUUGACCACCAAGAACUGGGUCUACUACGUACCGCAGGUUGCCGUGGGGACCGCGGCCGGCGUACUGCACGUGGUCAGUCUGAAGGCAGAGGCAGUGGUGCAGGAGGUCGCAGUCCACACCUGCCCUGUCAGAGGGAUAGAGUGGUUGAGUCACCACUCGUUUGUGUCGUGGGCCCACACGUCGGCCGCGUCCAUCUCGGGUCAGGUCCGGAGCGAGAUCUGUGUGACUGACAUCACGACGGGGAAGGUGACCCCUCUGAACAGGGGAGACUCUGAGAAUGGCAGUCAGACUCCCAUUGAGACCGUCCGCGUCUCCUCUCACAAGAACUACCUGGUGGCCAAACACAAAGACAGACCGCUGGAGUUCUGGGAUGCCAAGAACCUGACGUUCAUGAGGGAGCUCGUGUCAAACCCUCCUACCUUCAGCUGCGUGGAGUGGUAUCCGACGCACGGGAAGAGCAAGACGCACAAGGUGGACGCAGACAACCUCAUGGCCGUGGACUUUGACCUUGCCAUGGGGGCGGGAGAGGUCAAGGUUCAGGAGAGAGAAGUACUAAACGUGAUGGACGACGUUGGGAGUCUGUGGCAGAUCUCCAUCGAGGGGUCAAGAGUUCGCGUUAUCAACGGAGCACCUCUAGCGCUGCCUCUCAGUGGGCCGUGUGGGAUGUCGUUCAAGGGGGAACUGAUGGUGUCUGGUGAUGCUGAGGGAAACAUCGUCUUUCUGGAGAAUUCACAGUGGAAGUCACUGGAGACCCACCGUGGAGCGAUAAGAAAGUUGAGGUUUGCUCCAGGCAAGGGAAACUACAAGCUCCUCAUUCUCUACCACAACAGACUGGAGACGAGGGACACGCGGUCUCACUCCUCCAAGAACACCCCUCAGAAGGCGAUCACAAUGCUGCUGUCAGACGCUGUGCUGGGUACUCUGAAGUGGGGCACCGCGAAAGACAGCAACUGUCACUUCGCGGUGGAGGACGCUGACUGGGCCACGUCCGACAAGCCCGUCGUCCUCGGCAACGACGGCUGCAUGCGGGUGUUUGACACGGAACUGAGGACCUGCCACUCUGUGCUCAACGUCCUCGAGAUGGGAGAGCCGGUGUUCCUGCCUCAAGUGGUCCUGCCACAGGCCAGUCUGAGAGUGAAGGCAAUGCUGCAGCACCAGCCGUGGAACCUCGAAUACAGCCUGGACCCCAGCGAGGUCGAUGACAUGGACAGUAUUGAAAAGGGUGUCAAGAAACUUCUCACCAUACUACCAGAGGGUUUCCGCCAGGCUCUGACUGAGUCGAGUCUGGGUACUCCACACAGAGCUGUCAUCACUGCCAGGUUGUAUGGAGACCAGAGAGAGCUGGAUUUCUGGUCUGUGGCACAGUAUUAUCUCCUGAGAGAGAAAUAUCGACUUGCUGACCCAAGAUACCAGGUGUACAAGCAGGCAGGUCCAAACCAGCCGGUCAGUGACAUCAUCAGACCAAAUUCCAUGGCCUCCACCAGCGUGGUCCCCCCUCCCUCUGCCCCCCUGGGGGGACGCAGGGUUGAGGACAUUUUUGGACCCCUCGGAGACAGCAGUGGAGCGGACACUCCGAGCCCCCUGUCCCCUGCCCCUAGUCCCCUCUUUCCCGCCUCCACCCCUCCUCCCCUCCCCCCCUCCUCCGCCUCCCUCUCGCAACGAGAGGUGGCCGCCCUGUUUACAGACACCCAGCUCCAGACUCUCUCUCUGACUCCGCCCCUUGACCUCUGUCACGACCUCCUCAUCGACACACACACCUACCAGAGAGUACAGUUGUACAGGGCGAUGCUACAUGACAGCAAGAGACAGACUUACCAACAGACACGCAGAUGUGCUGAAACUCUGCUCCUCCUCAACCAGACGGACCGUGCGGUUCAUCUGCUACUAGAGACUGACUCGUCCAGUAGGGAAUAUUACACUGACGCUCUAAAAGCCUGUCUAGCUGCCACCAUCAGAUCCUCCGGUGCCUCUCAGAGCACCAUCAAACUUGUGGCCACAAACCUCAUCGCCAACGCUCGCAUCAUGGAUGGAGUUCAGCUGCUGUGUCUGAUAGACAAGGGACUGGACGGCUGUCGCUACCUCCAGACAUAUGGAGAGUGGCGGACGGCUGCCUGGCUGGCCCGAGCCACUCUCUCAGAGAAAGACUGUGGAGAGGUCUUCACCAAAUGGGCCGACCACCUCGCCUCCGUCACUGUCAACAAGAAAGUCAGCGUUGCAUGCUGUACAGCAGGAAUAUUUGGUGCAGAGAAAGGCAAAAUAACGUUUGUUGGUGACUCUCCAAACCACUAA
Geodia barretti is the source of this 3781-nucleotide messenger RNA. NCBI's taxonomy places the organism in Eukaryota, Metazoa, Porifera, Demospongiae, Tetractinellida, Geodiidae. The record is from the annotation of a GenBank genome assembly.